AUGACAUCAAAUUUUACAUCAUUAGCUCCUUCAAACGAAACCGUUCUUGCAUGUCAUCCUCUCCUUCUCGCUCAAGGAUUUACUUCGGAAAAGGGACUCUGUGACGACGCUCCCUCCUCGUACGUCAUUUCAUCCAUUCAACUCUUUGUUCAUAGUAUACUAUGCAUGGUCUCUCUCAUUGGAUUGAUUUAUAAGGUUCGGAAAAUACAACAAACAGACAAGAGAUCUUUCAACUCAACUGUCCACGUGGAGCACACACCAUCCUCUCCACCCAGUGCACUGACUACAACUACUACGACCACCACAUGUAGCAAUGUGAAUUAUCUUACCGUUGCAAGAAAUCCUACACUCAUGACUACUGGAACCAUCAUGUCGUUUCUUUUUGUCAUGAUCAUGCAACUACGUAUUUUGAUUGGUCGAAAGCGAUUUCCAUGCUUUUUAUACAUGUUGGCCUAUCACUUUGCAGCCCCUUCCAUGUCGACUACUAUUGUGCUGCGAACCAUAAGAGUGGCCAUGUUGGGACUCUUGAAUCAGUUGAAGGUGAAAAUUGGACAACGUGAAUUGGAGAAAUAUUUCAAUAGCAAGGAUAGAAAUACGAUCGAAAUUGUCAUGCCAUUUGUCAACGACGAAGCUCAACAAGAAUUAGAAAUUAACAGUGUUGUGAACACCAGCACAAGUGUUACUCAUCAAGGUCAUGUUGGAUCUGAUGAAGAUCACGAAUUUGAAAAUAUUGAUCUAUCGGAUCCUCCUCAAAUUUUGAAUGGAAUGGUCAUUGACACCAACUCAUGCCCAAAUUAUCACACUUCACCCAAUUCUUCACCUUCCUCUUCAUAUCCUCUUUCUCGCAUGAAUUCAAGCACAACAUUCAGUAUGGAAAGAAAAUCUCAGAAUACAGACUCUUUUUUUCGAAAUGUGAGCAAUGUUCAAGUAGUGACGAAUGAUAAUAAGGUUAUAUGUACCUCCAAAAGUGAGAACAACCUCCUUUCAAUGAAGUUACCUACCUACGAGACAAUUGCAUUGAAAAUGUAUACCUUUCUCACCUCUACCAAGUUUGUAAUCCUAUUCUAUACGGCUACUUUUUUCAUUCAUCUUGUUCUUUAUCUCACCAUUGGAAGUAUUGAUUAUUACUAUUGGACGACACAUGAAAGCAAGCAAGAUCAGGCCUCAAUAGAAAAUAUUCACAAUGCAUGGGUAUUGGAUAGCUUUAUAUUCUCAACCAGUGGAUGUGGAAGUGAUACAUAUAAUUUGUACCUAUUCAUUGCGGAAGUAGUCGUUUAUUUGAUUUUGGUUUUAUCAGUGUCAACAUUUGUCUUGUUUGUGAAGAGAGAUGUGUGGAAGUUGAAGAUGGAAGUAUUUGCCAUCUUCUUAAAUUGGGCUAUUUUAGGAUUAAUUUAUUGUGCACCUUUGCUUCUAAGCGAAGUGUCAAAGUUAGUGGACUAUUACUUUCCAUGGGCCUUUUUCAUGUUCUUGGCAGGAAUGAUUGAUACAUUCAUAUCUGUGACAAUUCCUGUAUUUUUCUUGCAACGUGAAAACAAGUCCUCUCAUGGCAAAGCCACAACCCAUACAACUCCAACUGGAAAUGCUGAAAUCCCAACAAGCGCCACUAAUGAAAUUGCCAGGUGUUUGCAACACCCAGAAAUUUAUCCCCUCUUUCUGUCAUUUGGUGAACGCUCCUAUGCACCUGAAGACAUUUUGUGCUACAAUUUGAUUGAACAAUUCAAAAAGUCAUCCCAGAGAAAUCGCAAGAAGAUUAUUUGCACCCUCUGUGACACGUAUCUUAAAUAUGCUGCACCUUUACAACUAAACCUAUCGAACCAAGACUUGGAAAAGCUUGCUCCUGUCUUUGAAAUGCAACAGAAAAUUCUGGAAGAGAACAAGCAACGAGCACGUUUCUCAAUGAGUACUCUUUCCAGAGGAAUUGAAAUUCCUUCCAAUUUCUUGAACAACCUGCAAUUAAUGUCUGAGAGAAAUCUCUUGGACUUGUAUGAGAGAUUUUAUGAAGAGCACCAAAAGGUAUUGAAGGACAAGUUAGGUAUUUGCAAACUUUGA
Naegleria lovaniensis is the source of this 2049-nucleotide messenger RNA. RefSeq lists its product as uncharacterized. The transcript has 2 exons. The coding region runs from base 1 to 2049 and encodes 682 amino acids. The record is from RefSeq and is a predicted model, not a curated record. NCBI's taxonomy places the organism in Eukaryota, Heterolobosea, Eutetramitea, Acrasida, Naegleriidae.